Messenger RNA from Lactuca virosa, 1549 nucleotides. The record is from the annotation of a GenBank genome assembly. Lineage: Eukaryota; Viridiplantae; Streptophyta; Magnoliopsida; Asterales; Asteraceae.
UCAAACCCUACCGGCUCCUUCUCUCUCAUGAACCUUUGUGGGAGAGUCAUAUUUGAUGGUUCAAACUUUAAUGAUUGGAUCAGGAACAUCAGGAUGGUCACACGUUACAAGGACAAGGAAUAUGUCCUCGACAAGGAGCUGAAAGAAAUUGAUGAGUCUACUGCUACUCCAGAGGAGAUCGCUGACUUUAGGGCACACGAGAGAGAUGCUACCAAGGUGGCAUGUAUCAUGUUGGCCACAAUGAAAGCUGAACUCCAGAAGUCCUAUGAGGACUUUUACCCUUUUGAGAUGCACAUGGACCUGAUGGACCGCUACCAUCAAAGUGCUCAUCAAGAGAGGUAUGAAAUCAUCUCUUCCAUGAUAACAACCCGAAUGAAGGAUGGUGAACCCAUCACGGGCCACAUGCAGAAAAUGCAAAGGUUUGUGGACCGUUUGCUCAAGUUGAAUGUGAACUUCCUCGAGGAGUUGGCUAUUGAUAUCAUAAUGCACUCCUUACCUACUUGUUAUGAUCAAUUACGAAUGACAUAUCACAUGAACAAGGAGGAGGUCACACUUACAAAACUUCAAGGGCUUUUGAAGACCGCUGAAACUGGUCUUAAAGGUAAAUCGGUUGUUACCACUCCUACUCCUACCGCCGCCCCUGUUCUGGAAAUCGGGAAAAGUAGAGGGAAGAAGAGGAAGACCCCUUCGAAGGGUACCAAGGGAAAGUCUCUUGAUGGCUCCUCUUCCAGUGGAACCAAAGUUGGUUCUGUCACUCCUUCUUCCAACCCAAAGGAAGCUGAAUGCUUCUAUUGUCAUGAUAAGGGGCACUGGAAACGAAACUGACCCAAGUACCUGCAAGAUGUUAAGGAUGGGAAGGUCAAACCUACCCAUGCAGGGCCUAAGAAGAAGUGAGGAUGUGGAGCACGGAAAGAUAAACUUGAUCAUGGGGAAUAAGAAAGCUUCACCUGUCACCAAGAUUGGAGUUUAUUCUUUGUUGCUAAGUAGUGGAGUAGUGGGGGAUGGGGCUCAAACGAGGUUCUGGAAGGAUGUUUGGUGCUCAAACAUUCCUCUUAGGGAGCAGUUUGGGAGACUCUUUGCUUUGGCCGUUAAUCAAGAUGCUCGGGUUAGUGAUUAUUGGUCUUCGGGGGGUUGGAAUUUCCAUUGGCGUCGGGGGAUUAGAGGAGGGGUUGAAUUGACCCAAUUUGAUGAUCUUGUGGAGAUUUUAAAUCUUAUUCGUAUAGGGAGGUUCCGGAUAAGUGGUCUUGGCAGCUUGAUUCGUCAGCGUGUGCUUUUGGAUCGCAUUCCGGUUAGAGCUAAAUUGGUGGAAAGAGGGGUGGUGAUAGAUUCCUUAUUGUGUCCCAUGUGUCAUAAUUCUCAUGAAAGUGUGAAUCAUUUGUUGUUGCAAUGUUCGGUUGCCGAUCAGGUUUGGAAUCGGGUUGAGCAUUGGCUUCACCUGGACCUUCCUGAUUUUUCUUCUAUCCGUGACAUGGUGGAUUGGGUGGAUUCUAGACUGACGGUUCAUAUGGAGCGCUCGAUUGUAGAGUCGGUAUUCAUGGUGGUCAUAUGA